UUGCUGGGAGGAUUUUAUAUUCCCACAGGUUUACAUUAUAUUCCAAUCAUUCUCAGCCACUCUCUGGAUCCCCAUAUCACAGCUGCUUUUAAAUUUUUUUCUCUAGCCAUCGAUGAAUACAAGCCACAGGAUGCCACCACCAACCCGUCCCUGAUUCUGGCUGCAGCGCAGAUGCCUGCCUACCAAGAACUGGUGGAGGCAGCCAUUGCCUACGGCAAGAAGCUGGGUGGGCCACAAGAAGACCAGAUUAAAAAUGCUAUGGAUAAACUUUUCGUGUUGUUUGGAGCGGAAAUACUGAAGAAGAUUCCAGGCCGUGUAUCCACAGAAGUAGAUGCCAGGCUGUCCUUCGAUAAGGAUGCAAUGGUGGCCCGAGCCAGACGCCUCAUCGAGCUCUAUAAGGAUGCUGGAAUCAACAAGGACAGGAUUCUCAUCAAGCUGUCCUCAACCUGGGAGGGAAUUCAGGCUGGAAAGGAGCUGGAGGAACGGCAUGGCGUCCACUGCAACAUGACGCUGCUCUUCUCCUUCGCCCAGGCUGUGGCCUGUGCCGAGGCAGGCGUGACGCUCAUUUCCCCCUUUGUGGGGAGAAUCCUUGACUGGCACGUGGCAAACACAGACAAGAAAGCCUUUGAGCCCUUGGAGGACCCUGGGGUGAAGAGUGUGACCAAAAUCUACAACUACUACAAGAAGUUUGGCUACAAGACCAUCGUCAUGGGUGCCUCCUUCCGCAACACGGGCGAGAUCAAGGCGCUGGCGGGCUGCGACUUCCUCACCAUCUCCCCCAAGCUCCUAGGGGAGCUGCUCAAGGACACAGCCACGCUAACACCCAUGCUUUCAGCCAAAGCCGCCCAGGCCAGUGACUUGGAGAAGAUACACCUAGAUGAGAAGGCCUUCCGCUGGCUGCACAAUGAGGACCAGAUGGCUGUGGAGAAGCUGUCUGAUGGGAUCCGCAAGUUUGCUGCAGAUGCGGUGAAGCUGGAGCGGAUGCUGACUGAACGGAUGUUCAGCGCAGAGAAUGGGAAGUAGUGCAGCACUGAGGCGGGACCCCAGACCUGCAUGGCCUUCACGUUCAGGUCUGACUCCACAGGGCUUGUUACAAAUUGUUAUUUUCAGCUAUGGGAGCAGGGAUGGUGUUUCUGAUUUUGUGUAAGAUUUUACCUAAUGCAUUAAAGCAGUCACUUUUCC
Messenger RNA from Dipodomys ordii (Ord's kangaroo rat), 1182 nucleotides. RefSeq names its product transaldolase 1 (gene Taldo1). Gene Ontology annotation, molecular function: transaldolase activity. The annotation marks the transcript as partial. The record is from RefSeq and is a predicted model, not a curated record. The transcript is spliced from 7 exons. Gene Ontology annotation, biological process: pentose-phosphate shunt, non-oxidative branch; pentose-phosphate shunt; carbohydrate metabolic process. NCBI's taxonomy places the organism in Eukaryota, Metazoa, Chordata, Mammalia, Rodentia, Heteromyidae. Gene Ontology annotation, cellular component: intracellular anatomical structure; cytoplasm.